AUGCUGCUGGACGCCGGCCCGCAGUUCCCGGCCCUCGGCGUGGGCACCUUCGCCCGGCACCACCACUCGGCCGCGGCGGAGAUGCAGGACCGGGAGCUGAGCCUGGCGGCGCAGAACAGCUUCGUGGACUCGGCAGCGGCGCACAUGGGCGCCUUCAAGCUCAACGCCGGCGCCCACGACCUCUCCCCCGGGCAGAGCUCGGCGUUCACCUCGCAGGCGCCCGGUUAUCCCGCCGCCGCCCUGGGGCCCCACGCCGCCCAUGUCGGCUCCUACUCCGGGGCGCCCUUCAACUCCACACGGGACUUCUUGUUUCGCAGCCGGGGCUUCGGGGACUCGUCGCCGGCCGGCGGACAGCACGGCAUCUUCGGCCCUGCGGCCGGCAGCCUGCACCACCCGCACACGGACGCUCAGAGCCACCUCCUCUUCCCGGGCAUCCACGACCAGCACGGCCCCCACGCCUCCCAAAACGUCCUCAACGGACAGAUGCGACUGGGCUUGCCGGGGGAGGUAUUCGCCCGCUCGGAUCAGUACCGCCAGGUUUCCAGCCCCCGGACUGACCCUUACUCGGCGGCUCAGCUGCACAACCAGUACGGCCCUAUGAAUAUGAAUAUGGGCAUGAACAUGGCAGCCCACCACCACCACCACCCAGGUGCCUUUUUCCGAUACAUGCGGCAGCAGUGCAUCAAGCAAGAGCUCAUCUGUAAGUGGAUCGACCCCGAGCAGCUGAACAACCCCAAAAGUUGCAAUAAAACUUUCAGCACCAUGCACGAGUUGGUCACCCACGUCUCGGUGGAGCACGGGGGACCCGAGCAGAGCAACCAUGUCUGCUACUGGGAGGAGUGUCCCCGCGAAGGCAAGCCCUUCAAAGCGAAAUACAAACUGGUCAAUCAUAUCCGAGUGCACACGGGAGAGAAACCCUUCCCCUGCCCCUUCCCUGGCUGCGGAAAAGUUUUCGCCAGAUCAGAAAAUCUCAAAAUUCACAAAAGGACGCACACAGGGGAGAAGCCCUUCCAGUGCGAGUUCGAAGGCUGCGACCGUCGCUUCGCCAACAGCAGCGACCGCAAGAAGCACAUGCACGUCCACACCUCGGAUAAGCCCUACCUGUGCAAGAUGUGCGACAAGUCCUACACGCACCCCAGCUCCCUGCGGAAACAUAUGAAGGUGCACGAGUCGUCCCCGCAAGGUUCCGAAUCCUCCCCGGCCGCCAGCUCCGGCUACGAGUCCUCCACCCCGCCGGGGCUGGUGUCCCCUAGCGCCGAGUCGCAGAACACCAGCAACCUCUCCCCGGCGGCGGCGGCAGCGGCGGCGGCGGCGGCGCCGUGUCCGCCGUGCACCGGGGCGGCGGCGGCGGCAGCGGCGGCGGCGGCGGCCACAGCGGCCUCUCCUCCAACUUCAAUGAGUGGUACGUGUAGGGCCCCGCCGGACUGCUCUGCACGGCCCCGCAGCGCCCUCCCCGCCCCGGCGGCGGCGGGCAGGAGGGAGCGAGCGAACCCGCCGGAGACGCAUCGGGAGGUGCCGCCGCACUCGCCAGCAGCGAAAUGACGGCCGAACAGGAUGGGGACGGGGGACCUUCAUCUCCCCACACCCUCCCCCCUUCGCGUUUUUUUGGUGGAUUUUUUUCUUUUUUUUUUUUCUUUUUGAGAACGUUUCGAACCAGCAAAAAAUAUUCUAAAAAGUACGUGCCGAAAAACAUAAAAGAAUGGGUAAAUCUGUAGAGGAACGGAAAAGGGAGAGAGAGAGAGAGGGAAAAGACCAACCCCAAACGCCACCAACACAUCACCCAAUAAAAAGCUUCCCAAGCCGGUGGAAAGAAACUCUCCCUCCAGAGCCUUCAGACAAAAGAUCAGAGACUCAAACUCCUCCGGCCCCUGCGCCUCCCCGCCCGGAGCAGCCAGCGCCCUCCCGCCCUACGAACUAUGUAUAUAGCGGCCCUCUCCUUCCUCCGGCGAGGUGGGGAACGAGGUUUUCCUGGAUUCUCGGUGUAUAGAAGUUCGUCCCGUUUGUAAACCGCGGAUUGGUCCCUUUCUUCUUUUUUUUUUUUUUCUUUUUUUUUUUUAAGUCUUUUUUUUUUUUCCCAUCUUCCUCCCUCCCUGAGAAAGUGAAGGACUUGUUUUCUUUUGUCCUGGUCUCCUUCCCCACCUCCCUCUUUUCUUCCUUUUUAGUUCACCCUUUUAAAAAAAGUAACAUGGAAGAAAAAAAUUGUUUCUUUUGUAAUUGUGAUAUCUUGAAUUGUGUUCCUUUUUAAGAGGCAACUUGAUUGUAAACUGUAUUUCAACUAUAGACUGGGGAAGAAAUACCGUGCCAAAGUCUACAUUCUGUUACUUACAGACACUCACACAAACAACAACGCUUGUGAAUGUAUUUUUCUGUUAGCUGGGUUUAUAUGUGAUGUUUUAGUGCUUUUGCAAGUUCAAUUUGUUAGUUCCUGUUCGGAAGAUUGUGAGGAAAAAUAAACGUUGUGCCGUUAGCUUUUCUGUAAUAACACCCUUCCUCCUGUAAAUACCUGUUACCAUAUUUAUCCAUUUGUAAUUAAAUUAUGGUAUUAACUUGCUACAGAGGAAACAGUAUUUAUAAAGAAUGUUUCUUAACUAUAAAUAUGUACAAUUGUGAGCAUAAACUGUUUCAGAUUUUUUAUUUGAAGGUUUAAGUGGUUUCAUCAUUUCUUGUGAUAUGUUUUGAGAGUAAUGCAUACAGAAAUAUAAUAAAACGUGUUGAAACUGCA
Molecule: messenger RNA, 2722 nt
Organism: Chiroxiphia lanceolata (lance-tailed manakin)
Lineage: Eukaryota; Metazoa; Chordata; Aves; Passeriformes; Pipridae
Gene: ZIC2
Product: Zic family member 2
Biological process (GO): regulation of transcription by RNA polymerase II; central nervous system development
Cellular component (GO): nucleus
Molecular function (GO): RNA polymerase II cis-regulatory region sequence-specific DNA binding; DNA-binding transcription factor activity, RNA polymerase II-specific
Source: RefSeq, a predicted model, not a curated record